UGCAAUUCGGACUACUGCUGCGGAAACUUUGUUAGAAUUGCAUAAUAUGGAAUUGAUCGAACAAUGGGGUCCAAAAGAUCGAAAAAUGCGUAAUUUUUGGUCAAUAAGUUCCCAAGUAAUGCUCGUUAUUUCUCGGCAAAUUUUGGAUUUCAAAGAACGUGAUGAAGGAACAAAAUAUUUGCUUGAUCUUUUACUUCAACUUUUCAAUCGUCGAAAUGAAUUUUUAAAAGCUCACAAGGAUGAAACAAAUGUUGGAAUUAAUGCACCUGAACGUCUAGGUUGUAAUGUUGCAUUGGAAAUUGCUUUAUUAGUGUUAUUGUGUUCUGCAGAUACGGAUAUAUGUCAAAUGGCAGUGAAUUGUUUCCGUCAUUUAUGCCUUGAAGCUCAGUUAACUACAGAGCUUGUAUCCGAUGAAGUUGAUGUACAAUCAGCACCUCCAUCUGAAUUACCAAUUGUGGAAAAUAUGGAUGUAUAUAUGGAAUUGUCCUCAUCAUCUUAUGUAGUUCCGGGUCGAAUGGCGCAACAGAAACGUAUUCGUAGGUUAUUACGUUUAAUGAAAACACCCACUACCGGUAAUUUUGCCGCAUGGGAAGAAGCAUAUAAACGUUGGAAAUCACUUACUGGAAUGAUUGCAAAACCAGCUGAAGAUAUAUCAGUACAUGAUCCAGAACGUAGGGGUCGCAUUCCUUGGCAUACUACUAGUCCAGCAAGACCUCUAGGUACUAGUGCCACAACAAUAUCAGAGUCACAAACGACAGAAUGGCACAAUUAUACUGGAUUUUUAGCGGCUUUGGGAGGAUGUUGCGUUUUUGACAAACCAAUAAAUGGUUCGACUACUAAACCACAAGAAUCAAAUCAAGUAAUGGUUGAAAAAUAUGUUCAUGAUAUGGUAGAUUUACUUGUCUGCGAUUCUGUGUAUGUACGCGAAAGUGUCAAAGAAAUUCUGGGCUCAGAGCUGAGUCCAAGAUUAUAUGUUAUUCUCUUUAAGCAUAUUGAAUCAAUUGUAUCUCAAUUUUUUGAUGAGGAUGGAGAUGUAUUUCAAACGGAAAAAAACACACUUUGCGUGGAACAAGCAAUAUCUGUUUUAAAGCUCAUUUUGGAUCGUAUCCAAGAUGCUUCUGAAAACUUAUACGCAGUAGACCUUGGAGGAUUAGUUUUAUCGUUUGCUCGAUAUUUAAAUAGACUUGGCGCAAAUCAUGUUGCAUUACGAAUUAAAAAAAGAAUGUGCCAAUUGGCAGAUACGUUAAUGCAAAAAAAGGACUAUAUCACACUUCGCCAAGAAAUAGUAUUACGUAAUAGACUGUUGGAAAUAUUUAUUGAGUGGACUUCAGAUUAUUCAAUGACGACUGAUGGUCAAGGCAUUAGCGAGAAUCUUUCAAAUAAAAGUGAAAGGUUACACCGAGAUUUGGACCAAGCAUGCCUAAAAACAAUUGUUUCAUUAUUGGCGCAAUUACCAUUACAACCAUCAGAAACGGUGCAUGAAGCAGAAAUUAGUGGUGUAAAAUCUCGGCUUUUUUUUAAAUAUUUUUCCUUCUUCAUUAAGUUACUGAACAGAUGUAGAAUUCUUGAGGCUAUUGAUAGUGGAACGCAUUCAGCGAGAAAUAAUCAAGAUUUGCAAAUGUUACUAACGAGGUCUAGGGAGUAUGUAAAAGAUUUGGGACCUUUGAAGGACUACACAAUUUUAGCUUUAAGUAAUUUGCUUAGCGCUAACGUAGACUCUGGAUUGAAAUUUUCACUAUCAAUGGGAUAUCAUGAAGACACAAAGACCAGAACGGCAUUUAUGCAAGUCCUUACCAAUAUUCUUAAUCAAGGCACUGAAUUUGAGGGCCUUGCAGAAAAUGCAAUGAACGAUCGAUACGACAGGCUUGUUGAAGUAUAUAAAAUAUUUUCAUUAUCGUUAUGCGAUGUCUGCCCGGUUUCUGACAUAGAUGAUGUUUCCCGAGUGCUUCUGGCCGUUUUUGAUUCUCGAAAUAAAACUAUGCCUCUGUUGAAAGGCAUCAUUGAAAAAGAAGUUUCAAAUACCGAAUAUGAGUCUGAUUUAUUCCGACGUAAUUGUAUGGCUACACGCAUGUUGGCUGCUUUCGCUAAAAUUCACGGGGCAGAAUAUUUGCGUUUCACGUUACAACCUUUAAUAGAUGAUCUCCUCAGUAAACCCAGUGAUUUCAGCUGCGAAUUGAAUACUGAUAACCUUCUUCCUGGUGAGGAUAAAAACAAAAAUUUAAUUAACCUGAAGACCACAGCCCAAGCUUUCUUGGAUGGUAUUUGUGAUUCUGGGUCAAAUAUGCCUAGAACCUUUCGUCAAGUAUGCUAUUAUAUAGGAAAUUCUGUUGAAAAAAAAUAUCCACGUGCUAAAUGCACUACAGUAGGAGCAUUUGUGUUUCUGCGCUUCUUUAAUCCAGCAAUUGUAUCACCAGAUAAUGAAAACCUAUGUAAACCUAUUCAAAAUGUAAAAAUUCGAAGGACAUUAUUAUUAAUCACAAAAGUUAUUCAGAAUCUUGCGAAUAACGUACUUUUUGGCGCAAAAGAACCUUUUAUGAUUGUUCUUAACGAGUUUUUAAAUGAUAAUAUUGUUAAAGUAACUGCAUUCUUGGAAGAAAUUUCU
This is a messenger RNA of Racocetra persica, 2602 nucleotides long. The record is from the annotation of a GenBank genome assembly. Lineage: Eukaryota; Fungi; Glomeromycota; Glomeromycetes; Diversisporales; Gigasporaceae.